Messenger RNA from Hypomesus transpacificus, 874 nucleotides. RefSeq names its product myosin-IIIb-like. Gene Ontology annotation, biological process: protein phosphorylation. Gene Ontology annotation, molecular function: ATP binding; protein kinase activity. The transcript has 8 exons. The record is from RefSeq and is a predicted model, not a curated record. Lineage: Eukaryota; Metazoa; Chordata; Actinopteri; Osmeriformes; Osmeridae. Bases 80 to 874 code for a protein of 264 amino acids.
GUUUCUGUUAAUAAUUAAUCCUCACUUACCCUCUAGCAUUAAGUGAGGAAAGAGAGAAAAUCUGUUCGGAUAUGUCGCCAUGGAAGGAAUCACUAAUGGAAACACAGGUGCAGCAACGGCAGGGCGGUCGCUGUAUGGACUGUAUCCUUACAAGGCCAGCAUGAUCGGUCUGGAGAAGCUAGCCGAUCCGUCUGGAGCCUGGGAUAUCGUGGAGACCAUCGGGAAGGGGACCUAUGGAAAGGUCUACCGGGUGACCAACAAGAAGGAUGGCAGUCAGGCCGCUGUCAAAGUCCUGGACCCGAUCAACGAUGUGGACGAAGAGAUCGAGGCGGAGUACAACAUCCUGCGCUCUCUGUCCAACCACCCCAACGUGGUCAAGUUCUACGGAAUGUUCUACAAGUCCGACAACAUCUCCGGAGGGCAGCUCUGGUUGGUUCUGGAGCUGUGCAACGGUGGCUCUGUCACCGAGCUCAUCAAAGGCCUGCUCAUGCGAGACCAGAGACUGCAGGAGCCCGUUAUCGCGUACAUCUUAUUCGGCGCCCUCUCCGGCCUGCAGCAUUUACACAACAACAGGAUCAUCCAUCGUGACGUCAAAGGAAACAACAUCCUUCUGACAAACAGGGGAGGAGUCAAACUCGUUGACUUUGGUGUGUCCGCUCAGCUGACCAGUGCACGCCUGCGGAGGAACACGUCCGUGGGCACGCCGUUCUGGAUGGCCCCCGAGGUCAUCGCCUGCGAGCAGCAGUACGACUACUCGUACGAUGCCCGCUGCGACGUGUGGUCGCUGGGCAUCACGGCCAUCGAGCUGGCCGACGGAGACCCCCCGCUGUCGGAGAUGCACCCCGUCAAAGCCCUCUUCAAGAUCCCACGGUGA